Messenger RNA from Nicotiana tabacum (common tobacco), 495 nucleotides. NCBI's taxonomy places the organism in Eukaryota, Viridiplantae, Streptophyta, Magnoliopsida, Solanales, Solanaceae. The record is from RefSeq and is a predicted model, not a curated record.
AUGGAAAAGAUUCAACUAACAAGAAAUAUGAGAGCAAGGACAGAUCCAGCAUUUAGUGAUUUUUUGCUUCGCGUCGGCAAUGGCGAAGAGCAUACAAUAAAAGAUGAUUUGGUCCUUCUGCUAGAACAACUGGUUAUCAAGUCCAAUGGUAAUAUCAGUGGUGAGGAUCGUUUAAUAAGCGAAAUAUAUCCAUCAUUAAAUGAAAAUGGAAGUUGUGCAAAGUAUAUGACAGAAAGAACUAUCUUAGCGAGCAGAAAUGAAUAUAUUGAUCAACUAAAUGAGAUGUUGAUUGUUAAUUUUUCCGGUGAAAGCAAAACAUUUAUCAGUUUUGACUCAGCAGAAGAUGAUACCAACAACUACUAUCAGGAAGAAUACUUAAAUACUUUAACACCAAAUGAUCUUCCACCACACGGGUUGAUUUUGAAGAAAAAUAUACACAUCAUGUUACUAAGAAACUUAGAUCCAUCAAAUGGCUUAUGCAAUGGUACAAGGAUG